AUGGUUAAUUGCUUUGCGUCUCUCGGGCUAGUAAGCCUCCAUGUUGGUGCCACUCUCGCUGCGCGUCAGCCAUGGAACGGGACAGCUGAAAACUCCGUCGAUGCCUACUGGAGAGCAACAGAAGCCGGCAUCGAAUGCAUUGAAACUGAUAUGCGCCUCUCCAAGGAUUACUUCAUUCCGAUGGUCCACGAUAGCGGCUUAGGUCGUGUGACCGACGUCGGCGAGCAAGCUGGGAAAGAAGCUUAUAACCCUUAUACUGGAAAGGGCUACGAUCCCAAAAACGCUGCCGGUGUACCUGCCAACAAGUGGUGCAAUUUACAAGCUGCAAGCAAUACAUCACAAUGGUACAAAACACCUGAAGAGUUUGAGGCUCUUGCAUGGGUGCAAGAUGCAUUUUUAAACGGUAUUCAACUUGCCUUCAUUCCUGUCUAUGAUCCAUCUAUGCAAAAAGGAAUGGAUACUCUUGCCUCACUGAAAGCAUUCUCGCAGACCAACUACACUAUCAGCGCCGAAAUCGAACUACGAUCGACAGAUGGCGUACUCCAGGACCUUGUCGAUUACGUCAAGAGCAGCCAGUCCACCAACAUUAACGUCAAAACUACAGGUACCUUGUACGCUCCUGGCGACAUUUUUGCCCCAGAAUCCAUAGAUGUCGACAGAGCAAACUAUACUUUCCCUGAUAACGAGCACCGCAACAACUCGGUUUACACAUUCAAAGAUAAUAAAGCCCCGCGUCUGAUGGACAGCCUGCUGGGUAAAGGUGUCUCAGUUGAUGGGCACGACUACCGAUCUGACUUUAACUGGAUCAUGGAGCAAGGUUACAACUGGAUCAUCGCCGAUACACCUGAUCUAUGGGCUAAGAGGCUGGAGAAGCAGGGAAAGAGGAAUAUUACUUGGAUGCUGGCGGAUGGAAUGAGAGCGGCGAAUAAGACAUUGGCAGGUGGAUGGUAUAAGAGGGAUGAUGAAUGUUCACAAAACUAG
Molecule: messenger RNA, 981 nt
Organism: Bipolaris zeicola 26-R-13
Lineage: Eukaryota; Fungi; Ascomycota; Dothideomycetes; Pleosporales; Pleosporaceae
Exons: 4
Coding region: 1-981 (326 amino acids)
Biological process (GO): lipid metabolic process
Molecular function (GO): phosphoric diester hydrolase activity
Source: RefSeq, a predicted model, not a curated record